AAUACAUGAUGAAAGUUCCACCAUAUUAUUGGAUGAGGACAACACUAAUUGUAGAAAAGCAUUUUGCUUCAUGGGUGUCAAAGAGAAUGCACCAGCAUUGACCAUGACAGCCAUUGAAGGAGGGUAUGCAAUUGAUUUUCAUGCAAAGUUAUCCGCGUUACAAGCAUUUUCCAUUUGUGUUGCUGUACUACAUUGUACAGAAACCUCUGCUACCGCUCGGGAGAUGGAAACCAAACGUUCGCCGCAAUACAAUUCAUUAAAAAUGCUUAUCGACGAGGAGGUGAAAUUCUUAAUAAAUGCAGUCGCGGAGGGGAAGAAAGGCAGAAAGAAUGUGGAAGCUGUCCCAGCGUCCUAUGUGAUUAACCCUCCUUUCUCUCCGGUUGCUCGUGUCUAUACCAUAAACUAUUACCCUGUUCACUUGAAAAUGGCCUAUUGGUAUAUGUUUCAGAGUCUCUGUAAUGAGGGAUAGACAGUGUUUGCACUAAAAACGGCGAGGAGUUGAGCAUUUCGCCAUUUCCAAACAAAAGGGAUGUCU
Messenger RNA from Hibiscus syriacus, 535 nucleotides. RefSeq lists its product as uncharacterized. The coding region runs from base 71 to 469 and encodes 132 amino acids. The transcript has 2 exons. Lineage: Eukaryota; Viridiplantae; Streptophyta; Magnoliopsida; Malvales; Malvaceae. The record is from RefSeq and is a predicted model, not a curated record.